AUGGAGGCUGUCUCUGAGAUCUUAGUUUGUCCUUUCACGGUCAAGGAGGCCGUUCCUGAAUCCCUUGCUUGUCCUGUCAUGGCCAAGGAGGCUGUUUCUGAAUUCUUCACCUGUCCAAGAGUGCACAGUGAAGCAUUUGCCUCCAGACAACCAGAUAACCGGCACUUACUUUUUGAGCAAGUAUCAGCGCGGAUCGUGCAGGAGGUUACGGCCGAAGCGGUAGCAGUACUGAAGGGAGAGCAGGAGCUGCAUCCAGACACUGCCGUCAGGCUGCCAUCAGUGGAGGACUCUGCAAACCUGCCACCCUCACCUCCUCCGUCCCCAGCAGCAGAGCAUUUUGGGCCUUUGGAUCAAGAUGUAGGGGAUGAGGAGGAAGCAGGUCCUCUCCGCCGCUUCCAAAAUUCUCGCGAGAGGUGCAAGUUCCUCGCCCCCUCCAUCUCAGUGUCUGUGCCUGAGGAUGACCCCUACCACUCUGACGAGGAAUACUAUGAGCACCCUUUAUUCAGCCCAGAGUGGACGCGCUCUGGCUCUCGCCCCUCAGGGCAGGCCGCCGCGUUUAGACAGAUUGAAGGUGAACCUCGCAUGGUUCCUCUCUGCCAUUAUCUCCUCCCCUCCUCUUCCUUUUCUGUCUCUUUCCUUCCACUUCUUUCUUUAGCUCAGCAUCAACACCUCUCUCUCUCUCACUCUUUCUCUCUCUCUCUGCUAAGCUCUCUGAAGAUGGAAGCAGAGCGACUAGACAGUGAGAGGACAGAUCCCAUUGGCAUGGACUUCACUGAAUCUGCAGUGCAUCCAGAUGAUGAUCUCCCAUCUUACCAGAGCCUUGUCAGAGACACAGAUAUGCUGGAAAGCCCCUUUGCUCGAACAUGCCCCAUGGAGGAUUUUGAUCUCCCUCCAAGUUACCAGGGUCAUGCCAAAGAACCUUGCAACACUCCAACUGAAAAGCCUGAUGGACAAAGUGGUGCUGUGAAUCAGCCAUCAACCGAAACGUGUGACUCCAGUAAUAUCCUUGAGGUCAAAUCAGGGCAGAUUCAAGACAAACAACUGGAAAUAUCAACAGAUGGGGACAUGAAGGACAAAUCUGGAAUGUCUGCUUAUUUUGAGACCACUACAAUUAAGACAGAUGCCUCCGGGUCUCAAGGAGAAGGGUAUUAUGAGCUGAGUACUACAUCAGAAGAACAAAAGGACUCUAUUGGUAGCCUACCACUUCCUGAAAUCAGCUACAGCACCUUGGCUCAAGUACAGUCUUUGGAAGUCCAACCAGAUCUUCCGAAAAGUAGCACAGACACACUACACACCACAUCACCUGUAGACAGAAGAGAUGACUGCAGACUCUCUCCUGGAAAACUGGCUCUAGAGCAACGAAGUUACUCUUUAAAUAUCACCAUUGGGGCAAUGGAUCAUGGUGAUGCCCAAGGGCAUCCAAGAAACUUCUCUCCGUUAGCCACAGACAUCAUGUCUCAUACUAGUGAGAGCCUUGAUGAAUCUGCUGAUUACCUUCCUGUCACCACUCCCUCAGUAGAGAAGCUCCCUCAGUUUCCACCACUGAUUCUGGAGACAACUGCCUCUGCCACAGCUCCAUCAUUUUCACCUCCCCAGACAACAGUCACUGAUGUAAAGACAAGUCCACAGACGGAGUCUCCAGAAUCACCUGUCCAAGCUAAGAGCUGUUACAAGAACAGCACUGUCAUGGCCCCAGACCUGCCUGAAAUGCUGGACUUGGCAGGUACCCGAUCAAGGUUGACGUCUGACAACACAGACCCAGAGAUUAUGAGGAGGAAGUCUGUCCCAAUGGACAUGUCUUCUCUAGUAAGUGAUUCUUUAGCACAUUUGCUCAAAGGUGACCAGGGCCAGAUGGCUACAAAGAGAGAAAUGCAGUUGGAGGAACAAGGAUAUUGUGUCUUCAGUGAAUACUCUGGUCCCAUGCCAUCGCCUGCGGAUGUGCACAGUCCAAUGGACUCUUCUUCUCAAAUAUUCAACACUGUGAUAUCAGAGGAGAAGGAAACUGGUCUGGUUGCAUUUAGACAACAGGAGUGUCUAUCAACUGAAGAUCUGAAAGCAACAGAAGUUGUUACACCACAGGCAAAACCAGAAGAAGAAAAGCCAAGGAAUGAAGAUUCCUUUGAAAUCGAAAUUGUACCUUCUGAAAAACCUUCUAGAGAGACCAAUCAAGAGGAAUCUGAUCUGUUGAAUACUGAACCUUUGGAAGAAACCAAGAGUCCAACUCUACCUGAUAACGAGAAAGGACAGUUAGACAAACAAGCUGAAACCUUUAUCACACCAAAGGUGACGGUUACUCUUGAGGAAGCAAAGCCUGAUCUUGAUGCAGGUUCCAAACUUUCAGCUGAAACCGAAGCUGAAAUAGCUGACUAUGAGAGGCAAAUUCGCAAAUUGGAGAUGGAGGACCGACCUUUGAGUGUAGAGGAGGAGCGGGAGCUCCAGGAACUCAGGGAGAAGGUGAAGAAUAAACCAGACCUUGUACAUCAGGAAGCUUAUGAAGAAGUGGAUGCAGAGGAUGCCUACCAACUCACUGGAGCUGCAAAGGACAGAAUUGCUCGGCCCAUCAGACCAUCCCCAGCAUCUUCUGUAGAAAGUGCUACUGACGAGGAGAAAAUGCAUGUUGGUGACACUGAAAAACCUAGAUCACCAUGUGAGAAAGAGACUCUUAAAACAGAUCCUAAUAGAUUAUCUCCCGUUGGGUCUUUUGAGAAAUAUUUUAGAGAGGAGAGACCGUCUGAGCAGGAGGUAAAGCAGAAAGACUCAGUGCAGACCCUCAAAGAGAAUGUUGCAGAGGAGAAACCUCAGCCAGCUCCUUCAAAGACAGACGAGGCUCCUCUUGAUGCCACGGUGACUCAAAAAGUAGAGGAAGAGGUAGAGCUUGCUGAGGAGCCUGAUGAGGUCAUGCCAGAACCAAAGCCAGCUCUUAAUGUGGAAGAGAAGCUGGUGGCAGAUAAAACUGAACCAGAUGAGGUUGUGGACGAAAACGAGGAGGAAAAAGUGGUUGAGAAAGAAGAAGAGGAAGACGAGGAAGUCUUGGAAGGGGCCAAAGCUGCAGAAGACACUGUUGAGCCUAAAGCUGCGAUUGAGUCAGUAGUAACAGUGGAAGAUGAUUUUAUUACGGUAGUGCAGACCAUUGAUGAGAGCGAAGUCUCUGGACACAGUGUACGCUUCUCAGCUCCCUCUGAGGAGCAACAUCCACAGCUCCUCCAAGAGGAGGAAGAGGAGGAGGAGGCUGUGGAAAUGGCACAGGAAGUAGAGAUGGAGGCUCCCAGUUUGGAGGAAGUCGUAGAUGUUCCAGAACCUGUUGAACCUCCUGUAUGUCCAGCUAAAGAGAUAGAAGUACCAGAGAGUGAGGCCCCAACUCAAAGCUAUGAUGACUACAAAGAUGAAACUACCAUCGAUGACUCCAUCUUAGACAGUUCCUGGGUGGAUACUCAAGAUGAUGAUAUUAGCAUGGCCACAGAGAAAAUUGAGCCUUUACCCAGAGUGAUGAGCCCUGUCAAGAAACCACACGCAGAGAAACCAGCAAAACAGAGGGCUAAAGGCGGCAGGGCCAAAGGAAGAAUCACCACCCCUGAACGCAAACCUGUUCGCAAGGAGUCAGUACCCAUCCAGAAGGAUGAGAUGAAGAAGAAAAAAGUGUCUGCAGAUGGUCGACUGCCCUUCAGUGUGGCCAGGCACUCUAGAGACUGGGCAUCUACCUCCAAUCCCACAACACUAACAAAGAUCCCCACCUCUAAAAUUCGGGCAGAGGCUUUGCUGCCGGCCCGGCCGAACUCUGCCAGCUCCUCCAAUAAAAGGAGCCCGUUGGUGGAGGCAGAUCUUUAUGAGCCCCGCCCUUCUUCAGCAGGCCCACAAGUAUUGCUAAAUUUAUAUGCUGUAAAGGAUGGUGGUUCUCGGAGCCCAGAGAAGAGGUCGUCCCUUCCACGGCCAGCAUCCAUACUAACCCGCCGCCCACACAUGGCUGAUCAUGAGGAGAGUUCCACUUCCAUUACCAGCUCUGGGUCAACAGCACCACGCAGACCCACAUCUUUCCGUACUGAAGUCAAAGCACAGCACAGGACAGGCAGGUCUCAUAGUAUGACAGGCGCAGAGACUACUCGGUCCCGCUCGGCCCGCAGUGGCACCUCUACACCCCGCACGCCCAUGUCCAUGGCCAUCACCCCUGGAACCCCUCCCAGCUACUCCUGCCGUACUCCAGGCACCCCCCACACACCGGGCACCCCCAAAUCUCUCAGCCUGCUGUCCCAGGAAAAGAAAGUGGCCAUCAUCCGAACGCCUCCAAAAUCCCCGGCGACUACACCCAAACAGCUGCGCGUCAUUAACCAGCCACUGCCUGACCUCAAGAACGUCAAAUCCAAGAUCCGUUCUAUUGAUAACAUCAAGUACCAGCCCAAGGGGGGCCAGGUUCAAAUUCAGUCUAAGAAGAUUGAUCUUAGUCAUGUGACUUCCAAGUGUGGAUCAUUGGACAACAUCCGCCACAGGCCAGGUGGUGGUCAUGUGCGCAUUGAGAGUGUGAAGCUGGGCUUCAGAGAAAAAGCCCAUUCGAAGGUGGGCUCCCUGGAAAAUGCCCACCAUAUACCUGGAGGAGGACAUGUACAGAUCGAAAGCCAUAAGAUGAUAUACCGUGACACGGCUAAAGCACGCGUGGAUCACGGAGCGGAGAUUGUGAUCGAGGCGCUCAGGCUGUCGGGCGGCACCUCCCCUCACCGGCACAGCCACAUGUCCUCGUCUGGAAGCCUCAACAUGCUCGAGUCGCCACAGCUGGCCACGCUGGCCGAGGAUGUGACCGCCGCCCUUGCCAAACAAGGCUUGUGAAUCCCCCCGAAACGUCUCCGUUCGACUUUCCCCUCCGGUCAGUCUCCAGUAGUCCCCAUCAGUGGUGUCACAGUUCACCUUUCCUCCCUCUGGUAUUUAUGGAAGACUACAGAUUCACUUCCCAUAUUCACACUUCCCUCUUCAUCAACCAACAAUCUUGCAGCGCCCUGUUGUGACUAUCUGAAUUGGAAAAAAUCUGAUUUUUUUUGGUUGUUGUUAAUUUUAAUGAAUAAUGACUUAGCUAGAGAGGUACCAGUGCUUUUUAUUACCCAUGUUACAUGUGACAUUUUAUGGUUGUGUACAGACAGUGACCUCAAAUGCUGGUUUAGGGUCAGCGUCAGGUGUUUUGCGUAAAAGUCGGUCGAUCAGAAUUUUUUAUAUUCGGGAAUGUGGCGCGACGAUCUCAUGCUGCACGUGUUGUUUUGCCCAUUCAGUGCAUGGACUCUAAAACAUCUCAACUGCGAGUCACGUACGAUCAAACACGAUAUACACUAUAAGGGAAUAUAUUUAUAAGUAUGCCAGCUCUUUGUCUCAACAUCUCAUGCUCAAUCAAAAAAAAAAAAGAUUAAUCCUUAGAUAACUUAUACCUGUACAAUUGCAUUAAAAAAACCUAGAUAGUAUGAUGAGCAUGUAUUCUAGUACACAAAAAGAGGCUAUUUUCUAUCUCAAGGGAUUUUAGUAAGUUAUUUGCUGAAACAUUGAAUAAAAAGAACACCAUGCUUUGUAGAUACUAGCGACGAUGAUUAGCUUGGUACAUUAUUUCGGAUGACCGCCCACACCCCUGCCUUCGCAGUAACCAUUGCUUUCGUGGAUCUUUGUUCCAGAGAUCAAACACAGUUUAAGCAGAUUUGUGCGGCGACUUACACAAAACAAUGAUAUUACGGUUACGCAAAGACAUUCAAGGGCUCCAGGUAUACAUGAAUCAUGUAAGAUCUGCUCGGAUUUGAAGUCUUGAAAUGUGAACCGUACCGCCAUUUUUCUGAGUCGAGAUGGGACGGAUCUGUCUGAGCAAGAUGGGUGGUGCUGCGGCCCUCCUUGGGAGUCUGUCGGUGUGUUAGGUCCUGUGUUUGGUUGCUGAUUCCUGCUUGGAUGCUUAGUUUUCUUUCUUAGGAUGUGGAAAAAGAAACACAUAAAACGAAACUUUAAGAAGGUUACUCACUCCGCUUGCAUCUGUUUGAACACAGUACUCCAGUAUAUUUUCUCUCGUCUUUUGUGGUUCUCCCCUGCCCCUUUUCCUCUAGAACAGCUGUCAUUCGUAGGCUUCUGUGUUUUCUCGGCCCCUCUGAGCCUUACCCACCCUUUCCCUGAUUCCCUCAGCUGCUGUAAAUGUAUUUAAAAGGUCACAUAGAUGUACGCAGUUUUUCUCCUGUUGGUAUGAUACGGAUUAUAAAUGCCCUUAACAGUUAUGACAAUAAAAAUACAGAAAAUGAACAAAA
Sinocyclocheilus grahami is the source of this 6251-nucleotide messenger RNA. Its product is annotated as microtubule-associated protein 2-like. The transcript has 16 exons. Gene Ontology annotation, biological process: microtubule cytoskeleton organization; neuron projection development. The record is from RefSeq and is a predicted model, not a curated record. Gene Ontology annotation, molecular function: microtubule binding. Gene Ontology annotation, cellular component: neuron projection. Bases 1 to 4815 code for a protein of 1604 amino acids. NCBI's taxonomy places the organism in Eukaryota, Metazoa, Chordata, Actinopteri, Cypriniformes, Cyprinidae.